AUGGCAGAGGCAACUAAAGAAUCUCACUUUAAAGGAGUGGACCUCCACCCUGAAUUCAACAACUCUAUGCACCACACCAGUGAAAUCUCACUGGAGGAACUGAUUGUGCGCCGAGGACAGCCCUUCAAACUGACCCUCGAACUGAAGCAACGGUGUGACCUAAACAUUCACCCGCUCGCCAUCUCUGUACAUACAGGAGAAUCUCCCACCGAGGAGCAGGGGACCCAAUCCUUAUUCAGCCUCCCAGAUAUCAUAAAACAAAAUCCAUUAGCAAAGGCUGUGUGGAAGGUGGAGCUUCACAAGGACGCUUCCCUGCUGAGGGGCCUCCUGGUCCUCACCGUUACCCCACCGGCCGACACCCCCAUCGGGAAAUUCAACAUGGUUGUGAAAUACAGGAAUGAAGAUAAGCCGCUGCCAAUGCUGGUGGUGCUCUACAAUCCCUGGUGCUCCGAUGACUGGGUGUAUAUGACGGAUGAGAAGGAGAUAGAUGAGUAUGUGAUGAAUGAAGAAGGAAUCAUCUACAAAGGAAGUGCUAGCCACAUCUUCCCCUGUAACUGGGACUUUGGACAGUUUGAGGACAAGAUGGUGGACAUUUGUGUGAAGAUUUUGGACCUCAACAUCAAACACGGUAUUGAUCCAGGGGACGACGUCUCUGCUCGCUGUAACCCCAUCUACGUUGGCCGUGUGAUCAGCGCCAUGAUCAACAGUCAAGAUGACGGUGGAAUCGUGGUAGGAUGUUGGGACGGUCGAUAUAAUCUCGGGUACAAACCGUCUCACUGGACCGGCAGUCACGCCAUCCUUAAGCGCUGGUUUGACAACUAUUCCCGCCCGGUCAAGUACGGCCAAUGCUGGGUGUUCGCCGGUGUGAUGUGCUCAGUGAUGCGCCUGCUGGGGAUCCCGUGCCGCGUGGUCACCAACUUCGAGUCCGCCCACGACAACAACAAGAAUCUGAUCAUCGACGUUUUUCACGCCGACUACGGAGUCAGAGAGCAACCGUCCCACGACAGUAUUUGGAACUUCCACGUGUGGACGGAGGCCUGGAUGAGGAGACCAGACCUGGCAGAGGACGGCAGAUAUGACGGCUGGCAAGUUCUGGAUCCAACGCCACAAGAGAAAAGCGAAGGUGUUUACUGCUGCGGUCCAGCUCCUGUCAAAGCCAUCCUGGAGGGACAGACAGACCUCAAAUAUGACAUCCCAUUUGUCUUCGCUGAGGUCAACGCCGACUGCAUCGACUGGCUGGUGAAAGCUGACAGGUCAAAGGUGAACAUCUUUUCUGACACCUCAAGAGUUGGUCAGAAUAUCUCCACCAAGUCUGUCGGCUCUAACAAGAGGCUCAACAUCACCGACAGCUACAAAUACAGAGAGGGAUCAGAGAAGGAGAGAUCGAUCUUUAAAUACGCCUUGACCAGAGUCUCUGGUGAUGUCACGAAGGAGGACGAGGAUUACGUGCCGGAAGAAAACGGAAUCCCCAUCAGCAGCCCAAAGCUAACUCCGCCACCGCCAGUGGCCCCGCCGACGGACGGUAAGGAUGUGAGAUUGAACCUGGUGCUUCAUUGUGAGAGCACCACUGCCCGGCAGGUGUCCAUCAACAUCAGUGUCAAAGCCAUGAGGUACAACGGCCAACUUGCUGUGAACAUCCAGAAUGAGGUUCAGGAGAAGAUGCUGCAGCCUGGGAUAGAUCUGUCCAUCCCUAUCCAGGUCCUGUUCUCAGACUACCAUAUACCCAUGGUGGAGUGUGACAGCAUGAAGGUUUCAGCUUUGGUCACAUGCAAAGAGAAUCCAGAUUGCUCAUACCUGGCUGAGGAUGACGUCGUGCUGCUUGACCCGCCCAUGACCAUUGAAAUUCCCAAAGAGACUUCCCUGUACAGACAGGUAACAGGGGAGCUGAAUUUCAUGAACCCAGUCAACGACACGCUGAAGCAGUGCACUCUGACAUUGUCUGGAAGCGGACUAUUCAGGGAUGAGGUUCAAUACAACCUUCCAAAUCUUAAGAAAGGCAACAGAGUACGUGUGCAGUUCUCCUUCAUUCCCUACAAGAGCGGUAAGAAGACUCUCAUGGCCGACUUCGACUGCUCCUCCUUCAGAGAUAUCAAGUGCAGCUCCACCAUCCUUGUCAAGCCGAGGCUUUACUGA
This is a messenger RNA of Anoplopoma fimbria (sablefish), 2133 nucleotides long. RefSeq names its product protein-glutamine gamma-glutamyltransferase E-like. Gene Ontology annotation, biological process: peptide cross-linking. The coding region runs from base 1 to 2133 and encodes 710 amino acids. NCBI's taxonomy places the organism in Eukaryota, Metazoa, Chordata, Actinopteri, Perciformes, Anoplopomatidae. The transcript is spliced from 15 exons. Gene Ontology annotation, molecular function: protein-glutamine gamma-glutamyltransferase activity. The record is from RefSeq and is a predicted model, not a curated record.